Molecule: messenger RNA, 540 nt
Organism: Saxophila tyrrhenica
Lineage: Eukaryota; Fungi; Ascomycota; Dothideomycetes; Mycosphaerellales; Extremaceae
Gene: TMA16
Product: translation machinery-associated protein 16
Exons: 1
Coding region: 1-540 (179 amino acids)
Cellular component (GO): nucleus
Source: RefSeq, a predicted model, not a curated record
AUGCCUUCAAAACUCGCGAAAGUGCACAAGCAAAUCACCAAGAAGAAAGGCGACAAGAUCAAAUCCCUCCACGAGAACAGCAGAGAUGCAAGACGACUACGGAGGGCUGGAGCGCGGGACGACCGGGUGGCGAGAGUGAAUGCCGUUCGUCAGAAGACCAAUGGGCUAUGGUUGGAGAGGGUCAUGUUCUUCCAGGACCGUCUACCUGACACGCUCCACCCACUGGCCGUUGAGGACAUCAAAGCUUUGACCGAAGACUACCUCGGGCGGCACAGUGAUGAGCUCGGUGAGCUGAAGGCUGAGCGCCGCACUGGCCGUCCCGCAAGCACGCGACAGACUCUGCUGGAGCAGCAGCGGACGAUGGAGCUGCAGGAGUACGAAAGUGGCCUGUGGAUGCCGAACCUCCAGGACGAGCAGACUCUGGUCAAGUUGGACGCGUGGAAAGGCGACUGGGUUGGUCUUGGGGUCAUGAGGUUCAUCAGGGUGGACAAGGAAGGAGGCGUGAAGGAGAGUCAGUUCCCACCGCGGGGCGCGUCAUGA